Molecule: messenger RNA, 816 nt
Organism: Colletotrichum spaethianum
Lineage: Eukaryota; Fungi; Ascomycota; Sordariomycetes; Glomerellales; Glomerellaceae
Product: alanyl-tRNA editing protein AlaX-L
Exons: 1
Coding region: 1-816 (271 amino acids)
Biological process (GO): regulation of translational fidelity; alanyl-tRNA aminoacylation
Molecular function (GO): Ser-tRNA(Ala) deacylase activity; alanine-tRNA ligase activity; nucleic acid binding
Source: RefSeq, a predicted model, not a curated record
AUGGCGUCCACAGCAGCCCGGACAUACCUGGCCUUUCAGCACAAUGCCAAGCUUCACACCCUCAAGACUAUCGUCACCGCGAUCCGCCCCUUCGCCGAUCUCGAGGAAUCCAACCGCCAACUCUACAAAGAUGGCAACGAACAAGACCACGUCGUCGUCACGGAACAGACAAUCUUCCACCCCCAGGGCGGCGGCCAGCCUUCCGAUGUCGGCGCCAUGACAACACCCUCCGGCGCGUCCUUCGCCGUCAACUCAGUGCGCAUGGAUGCUGUCCGCGACGGGCAAGUGCUGCACUUUGGACAGUUUAACGCACCCGAUGCGCAUUUCAAUGAGGGCGACGAGGUCGAGCAGGCCAUCGACGUCGAGAAGCGGCUGCUGUACUCGCGCCUGCACACGGCUGGCCACGUCCUCGGUGCCGCGGUGAGGCAUUUACUGGAGAAGGAGGUCGAGGGGUUCGACGAGCUCAAGGCGUCGCAUUUCCCCGACUCCGCGUCGUGCGAAUUCCAAGGGUCGAUUGACGGAAAGUGGAAAGAGCCAAUCCAAGGCCGGGUGAACGAGUAUCUCGCCGCCAAGAUGCCGGUUAAGGUCGACUUCUGGGACGAGGAAGACUUUCGCAAGCGUGGGCUCGAGAGGCUGAUUCCUGACCGCAGCUUGGCGCCGCCGGGGGAGAAGUUCCGCGUCGUGGAGAUUGUGGGCGCCGAGGUGUAUCCUUGUGGUGGGACGCACGUUGAUACCACAGACUUAUGUGGGGAGACUAUUGUUAAGAAGAUUUCCAGGAGUAAAGGAAAGUCAAAGGUCAGCUAUGCCGUGAAAUGA